Cinara cedri is the source of this 11840-nucleotide messenger RNA. Lineage: Eukaryota; Metazoa; Arthropoda; Insecta; Hemiptera; Aphididae. The record is from the annotation of a GenBank genome assembly.
AAUCCCGAAGAAUCCCGCAAUUGUUUAUAGUCCCGUGCGCUGGAGAGUUUCGCGGCUUUCGAAACGUUGCCACUACCGGACGAAUAUUUAACCCCGGCGGCUGAUCAUACAUUUUCUGGUCGCACACCAAUGCGGUUGUAUAUUAAAUACAUUUUUCCACAAGGUUAGUACAGUGUAUUACCUAUUAUAUUUAUAUUUACAUUUAUUUAUUAUAUAUACAUUUUUUUAAUCGUAGUCUCUUAAUUUCAAUUCGUAUAUUUUUCUCCGUUUAACGACGACCGGCGUUGCACCUUAUUGUUACAUUUGUAUUAUACACAGUAUGUAUUUAUGACAUUAUUCAUUUUCGUGGAAAAAACAAACAUUAGUAAAACAAUUUAUUACGACGACGGUAUAAUAAUAUAACAUUAUUAUCAGAUCGAUUUAACGUUAUCGAUGUUAUCGACAAAUUAAACCCGAUUGACAAUUCUGCGGUACAUCUUUCAAAUCGGGAAUCGAACAGAGGCGAUAAAGUUCAUAUUACAUAAUAUCUACAUCCAUAAUAUUAUCAGUUAACGAUUUUUAAACGUAAAUUUCGUAAAUUUUAAAUGUCUCAAAUUUACGUUCUACACCUGUGGUAGCCCCGUACAAGUGUCAUUUUUCUCAAGUAUCUAGCCAUAUAUGCACAUCAUAAUCUGUAUUAAUUAACGCUUUACUUCCGUGAAGUUCCAGUUCGAAUCCUAUAACGAUAGAUUAAACUAUGACGUGUUUUUAUUUUUCUCGGUAAACAAACAUUUACAUAUAUAUACUGUAUCAGACCUAGAUUUUUCACUCGGAGGUCCCCACUUAUAAUUUCAAACAUUUUUUUCAUUACUCUCGACAAUUUCGCGAACAAUUUAAAAACAAAAAAAAGGAACCCCUACAGCGAAUGCUGACAAUAUAACAAAUAAAUUUACUCGUCUAUUUGUAUUGUUUAACAUUUUGUCGCACCUAUAGUAUAGGUACACUUUAACAAAAUAAACUUGCACAAACGUGAGGUAUAAAAAAAAUAUUUGACAUUUAUUUAAUUUUGAACAUAUACGCAUAUAAACACGACUAACCGCACGAUUUCGAGUAGUUAUGUAUGUUUUUUCAACCGUUGAAGUGGACCCAUUUUACAAACGGAUACACAAAUAUAAUAGUGCUUCCAUAGAAAAAUAAAAACUUCCAGAAAACCCGUAUUCCGUAUUUCGGGAAUAGGUGAAAAACCUACAUUAUUUUUUCUGAAUGAUCUAAUUAGUUUAUACUGUGAAUUAUUUUUCAUUUUUCAACAGAAAUUAUAUUUUUCAUAUUUGAUAUUCAAAUAAGUAAAAAUAAGUAAUAUAAUAAAUUAUAAUUAUAUAAAAGAGUAAAAGAGUAUAAUAAUAAAUUAUUGUUUCAAAGAGUAUAAUAUUCACUAUUCACUAUUCACUAUAGUUACAUAAUAUAUGUUACAAACAAUAUCUAUAUCAGUAUCAUAUAUAUUAGAUACAAUAAUAUUGUAUCUUAUUAUAUCGCGAUACAGCUUUCGUGCAUGGUGUAUUGCGAUACUGAAAUCAAUGUAUCUAUUUAUAGUAUCGAUUAUAUGUUCAUACACAUUUUGAAGUAUUUUUCUAGCCCUACGGUAUUUCCUCCUCUAGAUUUUCGAAAAAUAUACUAAAAACUUAAAUUGGGAAUAAUGGAUAUUGUUGGUGAUUUUGAAAAAUGUAUUUAAUUAAUCGAAAAAUUUAAUUUAAAUUUAAUGCUCAACAAUUUUCGUUAUGCGUACACUGUUAAUACUUUUUAGUAAUUAGUAGAUUAUGUUUCAUUAUUAUACAGGUUGUUUUAUGAUUUUUCCGAUAGCUUUAAAAGUUAAAAAAAAAAAUUGUUUACAUUUUACUUGUCAAAGAAAAAAAUCAGACAGGAACUUUGCAUGACGUCCAAAUGUAUUAGAAUCGACAUACCAAUUAUUUAUAAUUUCUACCUUCGUAAAUGCGUUAAAAUUUUUUUUUUAAUAAAAACCUAAAGUUUAGGUAUUUAAACAGAUUAUCCAUUCGAAACAAUCCGAUUUCGUAAUACAAUUUUUACAAAGGAUAAGAAAUCAUUAAUUUAAAAAAAACAAUGAAGAUGUAUUCGUUUCUUAUCAACUUUUAGAUUAUUGAUGUCAAUAUAUCUACUCUUUUAGUAUAAACAUUUAGACGAUUACAUUAUUAACUAAAAAAAUUAACACGUACUUACCUAUAAGUAUAUCGUGAUAUUGUUUAAUUGAAUAAUUUAAAAUACCUACCGUACUGAUUUCUAUAAGAUUUAAAUGGCUUUUUUUUCCCCAAUAUUUUAACUAGUAUAACUAUUCAUCGAAUUGCAAUAAUAGCACUUUUUCUGAAACGAAAUCUGAUUGAGGUGGUACAUUAGAGAGGUCAUUUUUUUAUUUUCCCAGGAGUUUUCAAAUAAAUAAAAAAAAAAUGGUAAAAAAAAACAUUGGUAAAAAUCGGGAAAAAAGUUACAAUAUUAAACAAAUAUUAUUAAAUAAAAUGUUUAACGCAUAUUUAAUUAUUUUACCAAAAUAUGUCAUAUAUAUUGUUGAUAAAGCAACACUAUUAAUCGAACUCCACUCACAAUCGUUAUUUUGUUAUCAAUGGUUAUACUUAUUGUUUAUAGAUAAACAUUAAAUUCUCGUCUAUACCUACCCAACUCCUCACUUCUAACAGUGGCUGCGCUUGUCACUAUUAUCCUAGCACAGCUUUUUAAAGUUUAUUUUCUGUUUCAUAUUACAAUAUACGUUAUAAUUUUACUUCUGCAAUUUUUACCAUUGACAGUGUCUAUUUAAUAUGGUUUUAUCAUUUUUAUCGAAACUUUGAAAAAAUAAAACACUAUAAACUUUGCUUACGCUAACAUGACACACAGAUGGACGUCCAUUAAGAAGUAGAAAAUAUCGAGUCUAUCUUUUUUUUGUACCUUUAUUAAUUUUACAUUAGUUAACAAUUUAACCAAAAAAAAAAAAAUCAAUAUAAUCAAUCAAAAAAUACAAUAAAAUAUCCAUUGUUAUACCCUAUAGAAUUUUGAAGAUAGAAUCUGUAUAGUGUAAAUUGUAUAUAAAAAAAGAUGGACAUAAUUUAAACGAUGGGUGUGCCACUGUUUUUGGUGAGAAGUUAGAAAGGUAGGAUAUAAAGGGGAAUUGAAUGUGUAUCUGCAUGCAACGAUUAAUCUUUGCUGACAAAAAACGAUUCUGAGCGGAAUUCAGGUUUAGGCACAUGUUUUUAAAAGCCGUUAUAUUUACAAUUUUCGUUUAAUUUUAAUUUUAAAUUCUACAUUAGACUUUUUUUUACCCCAAAGUACGACUUAUCAAAGACCUCUUGUUAAAUUUUCGCUAUUAUCGUCACAGGAUACUUCUUGAAUGUUGUGAAAAAUAUAAGUAUUGAAAAAUAUCGGCUUUAACUACACUUGAAAAUUCCAAAAGUCAGAAUUUGAAUAUAAGCAAAAUUUAACCGAAAAAAUGGGGUAAGCACGCUUAAUGAAUGACGCUGUACAUUUUUUAAUAAUAAUGUCAAUUAUGCUAACAGCGUGAUAAAUAUAGGUUAGUUUUUUUGACCCAUAAUAUUAUUUAAUAAGUACAUGUAGCUGUUUAUGACCGAUUUUGUAGAAAUAUACGAAAUUCGUUAAAGAUACAAAAAUAUUAAUAGAAACAUUUUUAUUUAAAAAAAAAUAAUAAUAAUAAUUCUUUACAAAGCGAUUAUCUAGUGAAAAUUUUGAGUAAAUUAAAUUAAAUUUUCAGACAUUAGAAUCGUUUACGUUAUUAUCAGUUUUUAAAAACUUUGAAAAAUAAUCUCUUAUUUCGCAUACCAUUAAUCAUUUUUUAUUUUAAUAUAACAAUUCAUGUUUUUAAAACAGAUUCGAAAAAAAAAUAUUCGUCUAAACAGUCCGAUAACAAAUUUUGAUUCCGUGUCUCAAAAAUAAUUAGAAUUUUUUGAACUCAAAAAAAAGAGAUAUACAAAUUUUGUGAUAUAGUUUUUAUUUCAGACCACUGUACGUCGACCAGUUGUUCCUUAGCGUUAACGUUAUUCGCCUAACCUAUCGAGCUAUCUUUCAUUGAACAUUUGAAAAUCAAAGUUAUUUUGCAGGUAGAUAUAUAUAUAUAGUUAAAUAUAAUGCAUACGGUUAAUUAAUGUUAUAUCAGUGUCAACUGAGAUAAAACACUUGAUUUCCGACGAUAUUUUUAAAAUUGCUUAAACUUUUUUAAAUCACUAUUUGCAGAUAUUUCAGAGGAGUUGUAGCCUCCCCAUAAAUACACUCGUGUAAUGCCGUAUUCAGGGGACACAGAGUCACGUGCUCCACAAAAUUCGUUUUUAUUAGUUAUAUAGGUUAUUUUGUUAUAUUUUAUUAUUCUCAAAAUAAUCGGUAAUAACGAAAAUGAUUCUUUUUACGAUGUGUGCCUCUGAUAUCCGUAUUCCUUCACAUCAUGAUCAACAUAACGUUAGACAGUCAUUAUCUCAAAAAGUAUUAACAUUUUUGUGAUUUUUUUUUUUUUUAGUUUAAGAAACAAGCAGUUUUACAUUACGUUACUUACCGUUCAUUUUUAUCACCUUUAUUUUUGAGGGUGAAACUACAAUACUCACAUAUCCAAAAAUAAUUGAAGUUUUAGUUUAAAUACAUUUUUAUGAAGAAAAUUAGAAUAUGAUCUCAUAUUAUUCCAUAGUAAUUCAAUUGUUAAAGAAAACUGACAGAAUAAUAUUCAAUCGAAAUAUAACUGGACUAAUCUUAUUAGUUAUUAAUAAGAUUAUAAAUAUUAUAAAAUAAUGUUUGCUGACUGGGUUAUUUUAUGAUAAUUUGAUAUACGUAUAUUAUGCAUAUUUUACUCUUAUUACGUUACGUGCGAUGAAUAAUAUUAUAAAAUUAAUUGUUUUUAUAGUUAACUUAACCUAUCAUGGAUGAGAGACAUGUAUUACUUUUUAAAUUUAACAGCCCUUCCCCUUAUCCAAUAACACAAACGUUGAUGACAAUCCGAUUAAAUCAGUGAUUCUAGACGUGGGUACUACCGUUCCCUUGAGGACAUUUUUAAUUUUGAGAGGGGCGUUUAAAAAUAUAGGGAUUCUGUUUCAUAUAUUUGUAUAGUUUAUCGUAUAUGACUUAUAUUUUAAUGCAAUGCAUGUAAAUCAGCGUUGUGCUAGUUAAAAAACAUUAAUCAGUGUAUACUGAAACUAUAUUAUUUACCCAUAUAUAUUAAUACAAGUGUCUAUGUUCAGUAUAAUCAAAAUAAAAAGUCAUCAGUUUUUAGUGUGUUGAGGUUUUUGAAAAUCCAAAAAACUCGCUUGUAUUGGAGGUCGAGAGUUAUUUAUAGUGCUUAUGAAGAAUAACAUCUUAAAAGAAUAAUAUAAUUUUAAGUAACAGCUAAUAGAUAAUAGAUAAUAUACGAUAUAUCACAAAAAAUUGUAAAACUAAAAUAAAUUAAAUACAAUCAACAUGUACAAAAAAAUAUAGAUAAAACACAUGGAAGUCGUAAAUAUAAUAUAAGAUAAAGUAGCAAUAAAUAGCCCACCGUCCACAUAAUAAUAAAUUAUUUAGAUAACCAAUCAUAUUAUUAGUAAAACUAGUUCUUAAAUAUUUGUCAUCAUUAAGAUUUAGUGAAUUGAACGCUUUAGGUGCUAAAUAGUCCAUAAAUGUUUAAACUCUUUAAAAAAGUAAUUAGUCGUAACUUGACUAUUAUUUCAAGAAUCUUUGCAAAAUUUCUAAUCAAAGAAAUUGGUCUACAAUUGUUUACUGCUUGUUUAUCACUAUUUUUAAAAAGUGGUUCAACAAUAGAUAUUUUAAACUGUGAUGAAACUAUUCCUUUUUUAGACUUAAAUUAUAAAUAAAGGUUUUGGUUUUGUAAAAGAGAUUUCUAUUUGCUUGAGUUAGUUGAUUGUUGCUGUCGAUAUUACCAUUUGCCCAUUCUUUAUAUACUUGAUUUGCUGUUAAUUUAAAAUUUUUUGCUUCUUUCAUUAAAUUUCGUUUCUUUUCUCUGGAGUUUAAAAUAACCACAAUUUUUCUUGAUUUUUUUUUUGUUACUCGAAUAGGCUCUAUACGCAUGAUGCAUCGAGAGCUCAACUUUUAACUUUGAUGCUAUUUGCUUCAUUAUUUCUACGCAGUUCUCAUUUUUAACUUCUGGAACGCCAACAAAGUUGCUUUCAAGCGUUUUCUAUUCUAUAAUAUUUAAUCGCUUAUUUAGAAACAACACAUUCUCUAUCAGCUUCACAUUUUGAGCCUUAAUAAAUUUAUUUUCUAUUUCUGAGUUACUCAACGCUGAAAAAAUAUCUUUCAUUUGAACUUUGAAAUUAUCGAUCUGCUUACUCAUAAAAUCUACAAUACUAGACUUUCAAUGAUAGAAUCAGAAAAUGAGUUAGUUUUUGCAUUAUUUUCAAUAAGUGGUUUAAUUGCUUUGCACUUAGAAAAAGUUCACGUUUCUUUAGCCGUAUUUGACAAUUUAUGAAAAACAGCUUAUCUAAAAUUUGCACAACCAAAAUACAAAAGUUCAUUGCAUUUGGUACAUUUUAACUCAUCAUCCUCGAAUAUUUCUUGGUUGCAAAUUAAGCAAAUCAUUUUAAACACUAAUCAUGUUAAAAUUAUAUUCCACGGAGCAAUUGAUUAAAGGGGAUUACGACACAACCGUAUUCAACGGAUACUGUUGAAUAACUGAAUAUUGAAUAAAAUGAAUAAACUUAUUAUAUAUAAACAUACAAAAGUUAUAAAUAUUCUGUUUUAUACAUUUCCAGGUUUAUAUUAAAUAUAUAAAAUCAUCAAUAUCAUGGUGGUUCUUUGGAGUAAGAUAACUUUAUUUUUGAUAUCGCUGUAUAUGAUCGCAUGGUGUGAUUCGGCGUUUCAGAAACCUCUGGACCCUUUCACAUUACUAAGAUACGAUAAACGGACAGCCGAGGACCAAUUAUCGAACAACGAUAAAAACGCUUCCGUAGAAUUCGAUGAAUACCCGGUAAGUAUACAUUUUAAAUGUCUCCUAUAUUAAAAUUAGUGAUGUUUAUUUAUUAUGGUGGUCUCAAACGAAAACAAAAACUCAAGGUGACUAACUAUUUUACUUCGCUAAUCGACAGCCCUGCAACAGUAGAUAUCAGUUAUAAUAAAAUGUCUCUAUUUAUGGAAUGUAGCUUUUACUUAUUCGAUAUCGGCCGUUAUCCGUCGGAAUAACAAACCGCUUCUACGAUAUCACGUGAAUAUUUUAGAUUCUGAGUGUACAAAAAAAUCUAUAUAUUAUAUUACCAUCGUAUACUUUUGUUUUUUUUUUUAAUCGUUUUUUGUGAUACGUAUUUGACUUUCAAAAGUUGAAUUUAACAAAUUUACUAUUGAUAAACUAGAUCUAUCAGCUGUUGCAAUCCAAGCAAUUACCAAUCAUGGCAAUCGAAGUAUUUAAAUGUUAUAAUUUAUAAUUACUAAUAAUACUAUAAAAGUAUAACUACUAGUAUAAUAGCACUAGAGUCAACUAUAUAACAUUGUUAAAAAAAAGUAUUGAGUAGUGUUUAUACACAAUUUUGACUAAAAUAAUAAUGUCGAAUUUAAUAAUUCAAUUUGACUAACAUGUCUCUUGUAUCGAUUCAAUUAAUUAAAAAAAAAAAAUUAGAUCAAUAAAUUUAGUCCUCUAAAAGAUAAUUUUUUAAAUUAGUUAUGAAUAGUUAUGUAUGAGAAGCAUUUAAUAAUAAGAAUGAAUAUGGUUACUAUAAUGUGUUUUUUUUUCUGUCUAUAAACGACUUUUCUACCAUUAAAUCUUGUUUUAAUUAUCAACUGUAGUAUCUUUUCCAAACAUAUCAAAACACAUCUAACUGAAAUUUGCUCAAAUCGGUUUUUUUUUUCAUUUAUAUCUAUACAUAUUUAAUUAAAAUAAAAUAGACAUUUUCCGUUGUUGUCAAAUUUUAUAACUAAAGAAAUAUUUUAUUAUUAUUAUUUUAGGUAGUUGUUCCAAAAAGGACGGCACUGUUGCUCGAUAGACUGAUGGUGGCUUUACAAAAAGCCGUAGAUGGAAAUAACGCGGGAAACAUGAAAGGUUACUAUCCCGAAAGAUCAAUCCCUGCAGCGAUUGGUGGAGCUCCUAGAACAAACCCUGGAGUGAGUGAUAAUAUAAUAUAAAUUAUUAAUAUCAUGUACAGUAUAUAGUGUAUAUAGUGUAUAGCUCAAUGCAUCUUUAUUACUCGUGUACAGAAUACUAGGAAAACUAUUUACAAUGAUCAACUUAACUCGAAAUUAUUUUUAGAAUACAAUAAUUGUCAAUUUAUAUUUAAAUUUCAAAUAAUUAUGAACCGCUUUUCACCUUUUACAAACUUGCAAUUACUGCGAUGCUUAUGUGUCUCCAAUAUCAAUCCUUUUCAAACAGUUUGCACAUGUGACUACGGAUUUAAUGUAUGACUGAAUUUUUCAUGAAAAAAUUUAAAAAAAUUAAUUUAAACAUCCAAAUUGUAAAUUCAUUAAAUACUAUGAUUAUAGAGUAAUGUUAUAAUAUGUUUAAUAAAAAUCAAUAGGUGUUAUGUUUUAUUUAAUAAUAUUUCAUUUCUUAAGCUGCAUAUGCUAUUGCUAUAUAAGGAGAGCAAACAAGAAACUAUUACUUUUAUCAUCGGUUUUUUUUCUUUAUAAGGAAAAAACUUUUUUAUAGUAUUAAAAACUAAAAACACUCAACAAGUUUUAUUCAACUUUCUCGAGGGGUAAUUGAACAUGAAUUAUACUUUUUCCAAUUUGACGGCCCGAACACCGUACAAAACUGAGGAAAAACAAUAUUACGCAUAAAGUAUAAACGUGGUAAUGAAAUUAAGCGGCAAAAUCAUUUUCUGAUCGAAAUGAUUUAUCGUUGCUGUCAACAAUUUUCAAAUAAUAAUAAAACACUCUGCCUACACAUCCAUGUGACCCUCGAGAAACGAAGACUCGAAAUUCAAAUUUCGUGUCUUGCGAUUAAUUUUUUUAAAAUAAAUAUCAUUAAUACUUUAAUACUUAUCUAUACAUUAAUCGUUAUAUUUUACAAUUCUGAUUGGUUUUAAUGUACACAAUUUAAUGUAGAUAAAUAUAUUUGUGACAUGUGUGAACGUAUUAGUAUAAAUAUAUUUUUAGAUUCUGUGUGAAACGAGGAAUGUACCUAUUGGUUUUACUAUGGGUUUUUAUUUUCUUUGUCUGCAAACAACUUUUUUACUAUAUAUCUUACUCCAAUCAUUAACUUUGGCAUCUUUUAUAAAAGCAAAUUGUUCCUAAUUAAUAUACUAAGAAGAUCAUUUUUUGAUUUUCUUUGCGGUUUUAUUAAUUAUUAGAAAAAACGGGAAAAUACAUGUACGCAAUAACGGUUUCUGUCAUUUUCGAUUAUUUUGUGUAUAUGUGUGUUGUAAUUCAGGUAAAAAAUAAUCGUAGAUGAUUAAAGUUAUGAUCAAAUACUUGGUAAAAUUAGUAACCAAUUCUAAAUGUGGUACAAUUUUAAAAUAAUUUUGUAAUUUUUGAUUUAUUUAUUUCAUUUGAUAUUUAAAAUAAAUAUUUUAACAUAAUACAGAAUAUAUUAAAUUAUUCUGAUUUUCAAAAAUGUUGUUAAAAUGAUUUUGGAUAAUAUUGUACACAAUGAGUGUGAUAUUAACAUCUACUUACGAGAACUUCAAUUUAUUAUUCAUUGUCUAUUUUAAUUAUUUAAAAAUACCAUGGCUUAAAACUCAAUAUAAACAAAUAUAACAUAAAUAUCAACUCUAAUAUAAAAACAUGUGUAGGUAAGAAAUAUUUUUAAAAAAAACCGAAACAAUGAUAAUAUUUCAAAGAACAAAAUAAAAAUAAUUAUUAUUUAAGAUAAAACUUAUUUCUUGUCCGAAAAAUACGAAAAAUAUUCUAAGCAGAGUUCAUGAUUAACAAACAUCAAAACAUUUUACAUUUUCCAGGAUACAAAAAAUUGUAUUUAUCUAGUCGAAUAUAAGUAUAAGAAAUGCCAAGAUGCUUAAGAUUUGUAUAAAAAUUUAGACUUUAAACGCCUAUAAAAAAAACUACUACACUACUCUCAACUUUUUUUUUAUCACUAAGUACAAUUUAUGAUGAACCUUAUGUUAAAUUUUUUACCAUUUUUAAUAAACCAAAAAACCUGUUACUACAUUAAUCUAAAAGAAACUAAAAUAUAUAUUAAAACGUUUAGAAAACUGUAAUACAUGUAGAAAAUGCGAAUAUAUAUAAAUAUUCGGUGUACAUUUCAGACCUUUAAAAUAAUAUUUAAUAUAAAUUUAGAAAAUAUCUACAUUUUCCUGUUUUCCAACAUUUUGUCAAUUAUUAAGUGAAAUACUAAAAAAAAGACUGACAUACUUUACACUAUGGUUAAGCUACUGUUAUAGGUGAGAAGUUAGAAAGGUAGGAUACAGAGGGGAAUUUUAUUUAUAUUUAUACGGAACAAAUAAUUCGAAGCGAAAUUCAGUUAUACAUGUUUUGAAGGGCCGUAAUAUUUACAACACAACUAUGUGAAAAUUUGACAUUAAAAUUCUUAUAAAAAAAAUACUACAUUGAACUCAAUUUUAGAUUCAAAGUGUAGCGAAGAAUAUAUUGGUUUUACAAAGAUGUUUAUUUUUUUUAUGUAAACACUUCUUUUACCAGUAAGUUUACUCCGAUGUAUACGAUGUAGACUCUUUUCUGAAAGGAAAUUUUCUUGGGGUGAUUACUUGAGUGGUACUUUAGGGAAGUUAUUUUUUGAGAGUAGAAAAACUGGAAAAUCAGUACAAUAUUAAACAAAUAUUUUUAAUGAACAUAUAUAAUGCCUAUUUAAAUAUUUUACCAUAUUAUGACAUAUAUGUAUAUUGUAAAGAAAGCAUCAUUACCAACUGAACUCCGCUCAGAAUCGUUUUUAGUAAGCAAUGGUUUAUCGUUGCUUACAGAUACAAAUUAAUUUCCCUCUCUAUAUUCUACCUUUCCAAUUUUUUACUAACAGUGGCUGCACCCAUCGUACGAGGUAUGUUCGUCUUUUUUAUGUUUUGACCACAAAGUACGACUUAUAAUGAACCUAUCAUGUUAAAUUUUCAUAAAUUUCUGACUAGUCUGACAAUUUUAUCUAUUAAGUACUUAAGUACCUAUCGAAUAAAAUUUCCGUAAAAACUCACAAAAUUAAAAUGUCUAUAAAUAUCUAAAAUAGCUAAAAAAAAAAAGCUAAAAUGUUUUGAAAAUUUAGUCACGCCUAUAAAAGGUAAAUAUAAGUUUAAUAAAAAAAUUUCAAGUCUGACUAUUUUCAACUGAAUAACAACAAAACAAUAAAAUUGAAAAUAAUAAAAGCAUUAUUUUUAUAAUUUUUCUCGGUUUUUCUUAAUUAUUAUGAAAAACACUUGGAAAAUCAAAAAAUAAUCGAAAAGAUUGAGUACAUAGUAUAUAUAUAUAAAAAAAAAAUAAACAACAUUGUAAACCAAUAUAAUCCUCGUCGUCUAAAAUCUAACAAAAUUCAAAAUAACAGAAACCGUUAUUGCAUAAAUGUCGAAAAAGCGUAUAAUAGAAAACCAAAAAUCACUUCCUAAUUUCUAUUAAGUUUCUAAGUUUUUUUUUAUUUUGUAGAUGGAACUAAAGAGACAAAAAGGACGGUUAUACUGGAGGUGUUAUUUCAAUGCAGUGUCCUGUUUUAAGUAGAAGAAACACAUACAAUUUGUACACUAAAAUUAUAUAUUUAUUUUUUCUCAUAAAUCAGUUGAAAAUAUUAUACAGUUACCUUUAUUCGUACCCCUUUUUUUUUUAUUAUUAAACAUAAACUGUCUAUCUAGUGUAUACAAUGUGCAACAAAUGAUUUUGUCUAUUUGUAUACUAUUAUACAGAUAUAGUGACAGUGGCUUAUUUGAGACUUCACCUCAGAAUUAUUCAAACCAUAUGUGAAGAAGCUGGAAAAUGCAGGUAAUAUUAAAUAUUAUCACCCA